AUGUUAUCGUAUCGACUGAAGCGCACUUGCGCAUCCCAGAGAAAAGAUCCAGAGCAACAACUCAACGAUGUGGUGGUUUUUGCCUCAUUCAUGAAACAUGCAGCACCGGAUGCUCUGACGAAGAUGCACUCCAAACAUGCCCGUUCGAUCCGAGAAACAAAUCGCUACGAAAAAAUCAAGGAGCGCAAGGACGAUGCUCCCGCAGACGACAGCGACUCCUAUCUUCGUCUCAAUAUAGGAGGAAAAUCGUACUACAUUCGAAAAGAACUCUACACCGAAGAGCGCACGUUGAUGCAUGACAUUGUUGAGUCGACACAUGAACAAAGAAUGGCCCUUGUGGACGGGUGUGAUCCCAUAACUGGGGAAUAUUACUUGGAACGAAAUUCUAGGAUUGCAGAUCACAUCGUGGAUUUCUUCACUACAGGUAGCCUGCACAAGCCGCAAAAUAUGUGCAUCGAGAAAUUCAAAGAAGAGUUGGCAUAUUGGCGUAUCAACCCUGAUCACUUAUCUAAAUGCUGCGCUUUGCCUCGACAUCCAUCUACAACAAGAUCGCAUCUGCAACCAGCGUCUAGUCUCGAUGAAUACGAGACGGAAUUCGACGGGGCUUACCUAUACUCUUUUCGCCUCUCCACGUGGCGGUUUCUAGAAGAUCCACAAUCUUCGGUCCCUGCGGCAGUAUUCGCCGUACUUUCCGUGCUUUUCGUAUUCGCUAGCGUGUUUGGUUUGAUUUUGGGAUCAAUGCCUGAAUUUCAAGAGGAUGCCAGCAAUGCAUCGGCCUACCACUAUAUGCACGUCAAAACAAGCGAGAGCGAGAAACUCAACAAAUUUGGUGCAUCAGUCGGUCGAAGUGAGGAGUUUCCUGACUUUGUCUACAAACCGACUGACAAUCCAACAUUUGCCCUUGUUGUGCUGGAAUACAUCUGCAUAGGGUGGUUCACCUUCGAGUACUUCAUCAGGUUGGUAAUCUACCCGAGAAGAGGUGAAUUCAUCACGAAAACCCUGAACAUUAUUGAUAUGCUCACGAUACUGCCAUUCUAUUUGGAAUUGGGCUUACCUUUAGUUGGAGUUCAUUCUCACUUCAAAGAAUUGACAGGCGAGGAGCUGACGAGAGGUGCCCAAACGUGGAUAGGAGCAAUGCUGGUCGUUCGCGUACUACGUGUUCUCAGAAUGGCACGAGUUUUCAAGCUUGCCCGAUAUAGCAGCAGUCUGCAGACAUUUGGACAAACGCUGAAGUCAUCUAUAACAGAGCUGAGUAUGUUGAGCAUGUUCCUAUUGACGGGUAUAAUAUUCUUCUCCACCAUUAUGUAUUAUUUGGAAAAGGACGAACCUCAUUCCGACUUUUACUCCAUACCAGCAGCAUGCUGGUGGUGUGUAGUUACGAUGGCAACAGUGGGUUAUGGUGAUGCAAAACCAGUGACUGCAUUUGGGAAAAUGGUAGCGACAGCGACAUCCAUAUGUGGUAUAAUUGUACUCGCUUUUCCAAUCUCGAUGAUUGUUGAAAAGUUUGCAACAGCACAGCAAAGAGCCAUAGAAGAGGAGCAGAUUCAUCAAGCGCAAGUUUCGGCCGUAGCCAACAAUUACCUCUUACGGAGAUUCCCGACCAGACGACAUAUUCGAAGAGACCGUGCGAAUGGAGCUACUACGAGUCCCCUUAUCAAGACUGUUGCUUGAUUCAAGCUCAGCAAUUCACUAACAGUGCCACCGCUGGCAACAACGAAUACGAUUGAUAUGUGCAAUAGAUAUAUGUACAGUAUAGAUUGUUAUCUUCUAAGCAGAAAU
This is a messenger RNA of Cylicocyclus nassatus, 1779 nucleotides long. NCBI's taxonomy places the organism in Eukaryota, Metazoa, Nematoda, Chromadorea, Rhabditida, Strongylidae. The record is from the annotation of a GenBank genome assembly.